GCCGAAGUAACAAUUCCUGAUGGUUCAAUGAAAGAUAUGUCGCAUGGGGAGCCAGAUAAUUUCGACUUCGGUGAUUCUCACGAGGACUUUGACGCCAUUUACGACAAUGCGGAAGAACACGACGUCGGGAAUGUCCAGCAAGAGCACGGAUCAGUUUUAGUGCAUCUUCUCAGCCAGGUGAGUAUCGGGAUGGACCUAACGAAAGUCACACUGCCUACUUUCAUUCUGGAACGUCGUUCGUUAUUGGAAAUGUAUGCCGAUUUCUUUGCUCAUCCAGAUGCAUUUAUUGUCACUGUUGAUCUCGAAACGCCUCAGGACAGAUUCGUGUCGGUGGUGAAGUACUAUCUGAAUGCCUUCUACGCGGCGAGAAAAAGUGGCGUGGCAAAGAAGCCAUAUAACCCAAUUCUGGGAGAGACAUUUCGUUGUCGCUACAAUGUACCUAAUCUUCCGCAUACCGGUGUCAAAACGGAAAAUGGGCCAUUUCCUGGUUCAGAUGAGAACCAGUUGACAUUUAUCGCCGAGCAGGUAAGUCACCAUCCACCCGUGUCGGCGUUUUAUGCUGAGCAUCCGGGAAAACGAAUAUCGUUCAACGCUCAUAUUUAUACUAAGUCGUCCUUUUUAGGAUUGUCAAUCGGAGUUGCCAAUAUUGGUAGUGGUACAGUAACUCUUCAUGAUCGCGAUGAAAAGUAUACGGUAACGUUUCCGAGUGGAUAUGGUCGUUCCAUUAUGAGUACGCCGUGGGUCGAACUCGGAGGGAAGAGAGAGACAGUUAGCACAUCGAUACUUGAUGCAGGUGGGUCCAAGCUCAAAUUAAAUGAAGUUCACAGAGCUACAUCGGCUGAUGUGAUUGUUCAACAUGAAGAAGCUCCUUUGUACUUUAAUUUCAAUACACAACCAUCAUGUUCUGCUUUCUGCAGGGAAAGCUGUAAAAAGCCGUUUAUGACAAUUCGUGGAGAGUGGAAUAAUGUGAUGAUGGCAAAACCAGCUUAUGGUGACGAGUACUUAUUCAUUGAUGUGAAGGCUCAACCGGAGAUGAAGAAGGAAUGUGUACCAGUCAUGCAACAAGGAGAACGAGAGAGUCGGCGAUUAUGGCGGCAUGUGACAGUAGCAUUGCUCCGGAAUCGUAUCAAUGUUGCGACGACUGCGAAACGGUUAAUAGAACAACGACAACGAGCAGAAGCGAAACAGCGUCUUGAAAAAGGCGAACGUUGGAAAACACGUUACUUCUCCCUGACUUCCAAUAACACCUGGGUGUUCAAUGAUCCACUGGAGAUGCGAUUGUGA
Molecule: messenger RNA, 1284 nt
Organism: Angiostrongylus costaricensis
Lineage: Eukaryota; Metazoa; Nematoda; Chromadorea; Rhabditida; Metastrongylidae
Source: the annotation of a GenBank genome assembly